AUGAAGCGGCCACUGAGCCCAUCCCCCUCAGGUGAGAAGGAGCCCCCCACAGCUGCAGCAUCUGAGUGCCCCCCUCACUCUCCAGAAUCAUCGAAGCCUAAGCGGGAAAGGAAACGACCUUCCUACACCCUCUGCGAUGUCUGCAACAUCCAGCUGAACUCUGCUGCCCAGGCCCAGGUGCAUUGUGGGGGACGCGCCCACCAGCGGAGGCUUCGGCAGCUCAGCCUGGGCAAGAGCUCUGCAGGGCCAGCAGGCCCAGCCUCCAGCACCCCCAGCCCCCUGCUGGCCUCCCUGACCCUGCCCACCAGGCCUCUGCAAACCCCAUUGGACUUCAAGCACUUGCUCGCCUUCCACAUCAAUGGCACCACCCCGCUCAGUCUCUUCCCCAACUUCAGCACGAUGGACCCAGUCCAGAAAGCUGUCAUCAGUCACACAUUUGGGGUCCCCUCCCCUCUGAAGAAGAAGCUGUUCAUUUCCUGUAACAUCUGUCACCUGAGGUUUAACUCAGCGAACCAGGCUGAAGCUCAUUACAAGGGCCACAGACAUGCCAGAAAACUCAAGGCUGUCGAAGCUGCCAAGAGCAAGCAGAGACCUCGAAACCUGACUCCAAAUGGGACAGUGGCAUCUUCAGCCUCACCUCCAGCCAGUGGAGGCCCCGGAAGCCCGCAGAGCAAAGAUUCUGCAUCUCCUCCUCAUGGCCCUUCACUUCAGCUACCAUCAACCUCAGACACAUCAGUUACAGAGCCGGCCCACUCAGACCUCUUGGAUGCCGCUGCUUCCUCUUCCUCUUCUUCCUCUUCCUGCCCACCCUGCUCCCCGGAUCCUGGCACAGAAGCACCAGGGCCUGAGCCAGCAGAAGUGGCUGUGGGGAGUGGGAUGAAUGGGGAAGGCAGGGAAGGCAGGAGUGAAAAGGGGUGCCUCUACUGCCCUACAUGUAAAGUGACAGUAAACUCGGCCUCACAGCUUCAGGCUCACAACACAGGAGCCAAGCACCGAUGGAUGGUGGAAGGCCACCAAGGGGCUCCCCGAAGGGGCCGGGGCCGUCCUGUGUUCCAGGGAGGGGCUGGACACAAGACAAAGAGAGUGCUAGGAAAUCGUGGGGGCCGGCAGGGACCUAGCCCUCCCUUCCAGUGUGCCCUCUGUCAGCUCCAGGUCAAUUCAGAGACCCAACUCAAGCAGCACAUGAACAGCCGGAGGCACAAAGACCGCCUGGCUGGGAAGUCCCCCAAGUCCUCCAGCCAGCACAGCAAACUGCAGAAACAGGCGGCAUUGGCUGUGAGUGCCCUCAAGUCUAAAUUGGCCUUGCAGAAGCAACUCACCAAGACACUGGCAGCCCGCUUCCUGCCCAGUCCGCUGCCUACCACAGCUGCUGCCAUCUGUGCCCUGCCGGGGCCCCUAGCCCUCCGGCCUGCUGCAACAGCAGCGGCUACCCUCUUCCCAGCUCCUGUCCUGGGCCCAGCUCUGUUCCGUACUCCAGCGGGAGCUGUCCGCACUGCUGCAGGGCCCAUCCUUUUCACUCCCUAUUAGUGGUCCCAGGAUGGCCACAUCCUAUCUCUUCUUGGCAGGCACUUGUCUCCACAUCCCAGAGACUGCCUUUUGCAGUUUCUGGGUUUCCACCCAAGCGGGGGUACCUGCUUCUUACUCAGACUGGGGUUUUUCCAGUCCCCUGGGCCUGAGGACCGUCACUAUCCUCCUUUCCUGGACUAGUCCUGGGCUUCCUGCAUCUAUGGCUCCAUGAAUCCCAAAGAUCUAUGCAAAACCACAGCCCCAGCCACAUGGUGCUCUCGUACCCCAACCCCAACCAGACUUACACAGUGCAGAGUCACAUCUCAGCUCCCACAAGCCAGCCUCUCCUGCCAUGUUCUAGGGCCUUCUGAACAGCCACUGGAGCUAGGGUGUCACACAGGUGUGGGUGGGAACCUAACAGCUGUGUUUACCAUGGGGUAGUCAGGUGUGGUGGUGCAUGCCUAUAAUCCUGGCAUCUGGAUCAUGAGUUCAGUCAGUUUGGGCCAUAUAGCUAGAUACUGUCUCAAAACAAAAACAAAAACAGAAAUUGACCAUGGGAAAGGACCAUGGAGAAAAGGGGCCCCCAAAGUUCUUCAAAGGAAGGUACUGUGAAACUGGGGCAGAGUUGAGGGGAAGCUCCAGCUCUUCUGUAGGGGUGAGGCUCAGUAAAAGAGGUGUCAGGCUGGACCUGACUGUGUAGCCCUGGCUGGUCUGGAACUCUGUAGACCAGGCUGGCAAACUCGUGGCCCUGGCUUUAGCAGAAGUGGCCUGUCUUACCACACUUGUCCUUCUUAACCUUUUGGUGGUCCUGCUGGAGCCCCCCUCUAAGGAGGGCUCUGGGUCUCCCUGAGCCUACGGAUUUUCCACUCCGGACUAUGGGGUCCAGUCUCUCCAACUGUGGAGCUCAGGGCUGGUACACAGUCCUUUAUGCCCUCAAGAUCCACCGUCAUGUUGCCAAAGCCAGUGCCACUACCCACUCACUAUGGGACUUCGCCAGUGUCUACCUGUAUCUUUUUUUUUUUUUUUUUUUUGGAAAGCUAUUUCCAAUGGGACAAGAAAAGGGUUCGGGGGAGGGA
This is a messenger RNA of Myodes glareolus (Bank vole), 2582 nucleotides long. Lineage: Eukaryota; Metazoa; Chordata; Mammalia; Rodentia; Cricetidae. The record is from RefSeq and is a predicted model, not a curated record.